Drosophila ficusphila is the source of this 353-nucleotide messenger RNA. Its product is annotated as drosocin. Lineage: Eukaryota; Metazoa; Arthropoda; Insecta; Diptera; Drosophilidae. The transcript has a single exon. The record is from RefSeq and is a predicted model, not a curated record. Bases 32 to 232 code for a protein of 66 amino acids.
AAUUCAGUUUGAUCUGUCUAUUCCAAGCAUAAUGAAGUUUACCAUCGUUUUCCUGCUGCUGGCCUGCGUUUUCGCCAUGGCUUUGGCCACUCCCGGCAAGCCACGCCCCUACAGCCCACGCCCAACUUCCCAUCCACGCCCAAUUCGAGUGAGGCGAGAGGCUUUGGCCACCGAAGAUCACCUGGGAUUGGCUCAAGCUGCGUACAGGCCACCUCCCAUUCUUCCCCAGUAAAGACGAGCAAUCCAUGGAAAAAUAUAACCCGAACAUCCGAACAAAAAUGUUUUUGCAACCUGUCUUAAAUAUUGUAUCACUUUGUAAACCUUAAUAAUAAAUACAACACAGCUCAAAAACA